AUGAUUGCCACACCCGUUGUCGGAGCAUUGAUGCUUGUCGCCAUUGGAGGUGGUGCACUUGACGAUGCGAUUGUUGGAAUCCAUGAGUCAUUGACGCGAUGGUGGAAGGGCACUCUUACUCCCAGGAAGAGGGUGACAGCCCGCGCAAGUGAAGAUACGACAAUUCGUAAAGUUCGAACUCUCCAGCGCAAACAAUCUAAGCUCGAACUCGCGUUUGAUCAGCUUGAGACGCACGCGCGCAAGGAGAGGCAAAUGCGCUUAGCAGAGCACGCAGCAGCAAGUCUGUCCGUCAAGCCAAUGGAUGAACCAGAUACUCGAAUGAGCCCACCAGUGGCAAACCCUCGUGUGGUUGGAACUCGCCGACGUAGAAGCCGCGGCGACUCCUGCGACAUGGAGAUGCAAACUUUCUAA
Rhizoctonia solani is the source of this 411-nucleotide messenger RNA. RefSeq lists its product as uncharacterized. The record is from RefSeq and is a predicted model, not a curated record. Lineage: Eukaryota; Fungi; Basidiomycota; Agaricomycetes; Cantharellales; Ceratobasidiaceae. The coding region runs from base 1 to 411 and encodes 136 amino acids. The transcript is spliced from 2 exons.